AUGGCAGCAACAUCACCUUCGUCUCCAUCGCAGGCCUCCACUGCCUCAGACUCUGACCGGGAUCUCAUAAAGCAGAUAAGGAGCCACGAGUUUGCAUUAGCGGAGCUCAAUAAUCUUCCUUCCUCUAGGGUGGUCUAUCAGAUAAACGGGAAUAUAUUUUUCCGUACAACUGUGCAGAAAGCAACAGCCUUUGAACAGAGAAAAAUCGAUACUGCCAAAGCUAAGUUACAAAAGUUGAAUUCAUCUUGA
Ilex paraguariensis (yerba mate) is the source of this 249-nucleotide messenger RNA. Lineage: Eukaryota; Viridiplantae; Streptophyta; Magnoliopsida; Aquifoliales; Aquifoliaceae. The record is from the annotation of a GenBank genome assembly.